AUGGCUUUGGUUGAAAACUCUCUGCUCAAUAUCGACAACGUAGAAGCGUUUUUACAGAAAUAUGAUAAUGAUCCAAACAACCUAUUCAAGACUUUACCAAUAAACCAAAUCAAAUCUAUUCAAUUGAAUUUGAUUGAAAAAAGUGAUAAAUUAAACCAAAAGUUGAAAAAUCUAGUAAUUGACAACUAUGAGGAUUUAUUAUCAACAGCAGAUACUAUAAUUGAAAUAAACGACAUAAUCAAAAUCCAAGACAAAAAAUUAAACCAACUAUUUAAUCCGGAUUCUGAGAUUGAUACCAAUAAUUAUAAUAACCAAAGUAAAGACAUUAAAAUCAGUUCAAAAUAUUUAAAUCAAAAUUUCAACUCUAAUUUCAACAAUUUCAAUAAAAGUUUAGUUAAUUUUAAUUUUAAAAAAUUAUAUCGCCAAAAUGACUUAAUAAUUUUGAGAAAUUUAUUAUUUAAUUUAGAAUUAAAGCUAAAUUCUAUGGUUCAAUUUAACAAAGAGAAUAACAAUAUCAAUAUUUACAAUUACAAUUAUACAGAAAAUCAAAAUCAAAAUCAAGAACCCAAUUCAAAUAGCAAAUUAUAUAUCGAUUUAUCAAAAAUCUUUUUUAUUAUUGAAUUCCAUUUUGACAAUCUUUUAUCACAAAAUGAAAAUUUACUUGCAAAAUUCAAUAGUUUAAAAGAAAUCUUAUUUAGUCAUUUAACUAAUAUAAUUCAAAAUACAGAUAUCACUAAUAACGAAUUCAUUUUAGAUCAAAAUGGUGAAAUUGAUAAUUUUACCAAUAGUAAUAGCAUAAAAAACUCCAAUAAUAACGAUAACUAUUUAAAUUCUUAUCAAAACAAUGAUUUGAUCUUAAAUUCUUUAAUAGCCAUAACUAUUUUAAACAAAUUUAACUAUUUUCAAUUAAUUCAAUUUUUUUUGAUAAAAAGAGAACAAAAAUCUGUUGAGUUUUUUACUAAUACUAAUAGUGCUUCUAUAAAUAAAAAUAAAAACAAAAAUAACAAAAAUACAAUCAAGAGUAAAGUUGAUAUUUUAUAUCCAAAUAAUUACUUUAAUUUAAAGGACUUUUUAAAUUAUAAUUAUAAAUCAAUAAUUUAUUUGGUUGAUUUUUUUAAAUUCAAAAAAUUUCAAUCUUUAUUGUUUGUUAAUUUGAUCACAAAUAUGAAUUUAUCUUUCCUUAUAAAAAAUUUCAACUCUUUAUCUUUAGAUUCAUGGUUUCAUAAUAAUACUAACACCGAAAUUAAAUAUACUUACUCAAUCACGCAACUAAAUGAUUCAUUUUCUAUGGAUCUCUUAAAUAAUGAAGUUGAUUCCUUUAAAUUAAAAAUCUCAAAUACAAUUUUAAAUAAUUUCAACAAUUUAUUAAAUUCGAUUCUUGAAAAUAAAAAAAUCAAUGAUGAUUUGAAGAUUCAAAAUUUAAUUAAUUUAAUAAAAUCAAUUUAUUUAAUUUUUAAACAAUUUAACACUUUGUUGAAUUUACCAAACCCUCAAAAAAUUGAAAGUAAUACUGAAAAUAUAAAAAAUGAUAUAAACAUAAAUAUUGAAAAUGAAAAUGAAAAAGAUUUAUUUUUUGAAGUUUUAAAUUCUUGGAGAAAUGUUUUGUUAACUAUAAUAAAUGAACAGAUUAAUAACCUAAACCAAGUAACAGAAUUAAUCCAAUCAUUAAAUGAUAAAAAUAUAAAUAAAAGUAUAAAUGAUUUCGAUGAAAAAUACGAUAUUGACAGUGAUAAUUUAUGGUCAGUGAACAUUCAAAAUGAUUUUAGAAUCACAAAUUUAGAUCUUUAUUUAAACAAAAUUGUAAACAUAUCUCAAAGUAAUAAAAUCUCUCCAUCAAGCCACAUUGACAAUAAUAGAUCAAAUAUAAUAUUUAAAAGAAUUCUUUCAGGUUUGAUUGGAUAUUUUGAUCAAAUCUUGAACAUUUUAAAGAUUUUCAAAUUUCAGUUUUAUAAUGAAUUUAUUAUUAAUAUUGAAAACCAUAGUAUUAAUAGUGAUGAAAAUUUUGAGAAUGAACUUAUGAAUCUUAAUUAUAAUUUAAAUCUUGAGAGUUUUGAAAAGUUAAAAGAAAAUUCAGGUUUAUUUAAUAAAAAAUACCAUUUAAUAUUUGAAAAUUUAUUUAAAAAAAUUUGGUUCAAUAAUAUUAUUGAUAAUUUAAAUAAAACUUUUAAAAACUUUUUGGAGUUUUUACAAAUUUCAAAAAAACCAGAAAGAAAUUUUUUAAUCAGCGAGAAUUUGAUAUUUAAUAUAACAAGAAUUGUAUCCAAAUUCAAUUACUUGGUUAAUCAAAAAAUUUUAUUAGACCUACUUGCCUUGAAUAUCAAUGAAUCCAACAGUUUAAACACUAAUCAACUAAAUGAUACUAAAGAAAUUCAAAAGUUGUCAACUGAGUUAUUAAAGACAUAUUUUAACGAAAUUUCAAGCAAAGUUAUAAUUGAAAGUAAAAGUGAAUUAAGUGAAUUAAUUUUACAAAGAUUUAUUCCAAUUAAUUUUAAGCAAUUAGAACAACCAGUAGGUAUCUUAUCAGAAGGCUCACUUGAAGAAAAUAAAAGUUUAUUUUCCAUAUUAAUAAAAAAGUUAAAUUCAAAUGAUACCUACAAAUUAAAAGAACCAGUUGAAAUCGAAUUAUGGGAGAACGAUUUACCUGUAAUUCCAUCACUAAAUUUUUCAGGAUUAUUGCAAAGAUUGUCUGAAAAUCUAAUUAACGGAAAUGAACAAUAUCUGAUAAAUAAUAAUAAAAUUUGGGACUCAAACGUGGACCUAUAUGAUAAUGAUUGCUUUCAUGAAUACAAAAUUAAAAUAAUCAACGAAUUAUUGAAAGUUUAUGAAAAUUGUGUUACAUUUAUUGCCAAUAUAUAUUUAGAAAAAAUGAACCCGUUGGUUGGUGAAAAGAAAGCUGUAUUGAAUAACAUAGAAGUGCAGAGCAAUGAAGAGGACGUAAACAAAGAAUUUGGCGAAAGCAUUGCAGACGAAGCACAAAGUCCAAAAGAAACACAAAGUGGAGCAACUUUGAAAGAGAAACUUUCCCAACUGGUUGUUUAUAACCAAGUUCUUACAAGUUAUGCAGAUAUUUCCUACUUGUCGAACUUUGUUUGUACCAUCUCAAAAUCAGAGAAUCCCAUAUUAGAUUCUGCUGAAACAAAAAAAACAUUAGAGAGGCUUUCUACCAUCAGCGACACAUUUCGCUCUCUAAACCCAUUCAACUUGAAGUUUAUCAACAAGAACGUGUUGGAGCAUUACAAACACAACAAAUUGCUACUUCUUCCCUUGACAAAUUAG
Messenger RNA from Ascoidea rubescens DSM 1968, 3276 nucleotides. RefSeq lists its product as uncharacterized. Bases 1 to 3276 code for a protein of 1091 amino acids. The transcript has a single exon. Lineage: Eukaryota; Fungi; Ascomycota; Saccharomycetes; Ascoideales; Ascoideaceae. The record is from RefSeq and is a predicted model, not a curated record.